Molecule: messenger RNA, 1977 nt
Organism: Metarhizium album ARSEF 1941
Lineage: Eukaryota; Fungi; Ascomycota; Sordariomycetes; Hypocreales; Clavicipitaceae
Product: Zn(2)-C6 fungal-type DNA-binding domain protein
Exons: 2
Coding region: 1-1977 (658 amino acids)
Biological process (GO): regulation of DNA-templated transcription
Molecular function (GO): zinc ion binding; DNA-binding transcription factor activity, RNA polymerase II-specific
Source: RefSeq, a predicted model, not a curated record
AUGGUGUAUUGCGGAAAGCCCUCCAAGGGCUGCUCCAACUGUCGAGAACGCAAGAUACGGUGCGACCAGAGAACCCCUACCUGUGGCCAGUGCGAAAAGCGCCAGCAACAAUGUCCUGGAUAUCGCAACAUUGUUGAUCUCAUGUUUCGCGAUGAGAGCCACCACGUCAUCGAGCGAGCUACUGCAACUCGAAGGCGAUCCAAGCAGGCGGGUCGUGCCGACGCUGUGAUUCUCAACCCACCGCCGUCCCCGGCUCGCUCCUCCCCGUCUUCUUCACCAUCUUCGGCUACACGAAAGCCCAAACCACUCAUGCGCGACGUGUCCCCAUCAAGCGAGGAAGACGACACUGCUGAGUGUGCGCCAAGGCAAACUCCUCGGGGGCGCCUUUCCGGCGCCAGUCACGUUGGCCGUCUUCAAAAUCAAAACUGCGGUAGCCGAGCCUCCUCGGCCCUCACAACCACUACCAAAGCCAAUGAUGCCAGAAUCUCAUAUGGCCUAACGAACUCCCUGCAGGAACGUGGCAUAGCCUUCUUCUUCGCACGCUAUGUUGCCACUGAUCACGGCUGCUACCAAAAUUACGACUUCAUCUACGAUGUAUGGAAACCGCCGCUCGCCUACGGUACUGAUUCGACCGACUGCAUCACUGCUAGCAUGGCGGCCGUCGGCCUCGCCAGUCUAUCGAAACUCACUCGAUGCCCCGAGACGUUUCGACGCGCCCGCCAGAGCUAUACCGUUGCUCUUGGCCUUGCCAACUCGGCUCUGAGCAGUCCGACGGAGGCAGUCAAGGACGGCACCAUGCUGGCCGUGCUUAUUCUGGGCACUUAUGAGUUUGUCUCUGGCCGCACGCCGCAAACCAUCAGAGCUUGGCAAGAUCACGUCAGCGGUGCUGCAACCCUGGCCAGUAUGAGAGGAGCGGCCCAAUUCCGCACCAAGGCUGGAACCAGAAUGUUCGUCAUGCUCUGCCACACUGUUCUGAUCAGCUGUAUCCGCAGCGGCUUGCCCAUGCCGCAGUCCAUGGUCGAUCUUCGAAGAGAGUUGUGGCACUUGACUGACACUAGUGGUCCCAUAUGGCGAGUUGUCGAUGCGUUAUACAACGCACUCCAGGUUCGGCAUGACAUAAAGUCUGGCAACGUUUCUGGGGUCGAUACCGUUGUCAAGAAACUCUGCAAUGUGGAAGAGCAAUUCUCGGCCCUGAUUUCGACCCUCCCGCCGGGUUGGUACUAUCAUCAGGCAAAGCUAUCCAAGCCACAUCCAGCGGUUUUGGGGGAUGCCUGCCACAUCUAUCGGGACCUGACUCAAGCAACGACCUGGAAUGGCAUUCGCACCAUGAGGAUGUUGGUACAGGAGACGAUCGUCGAGGUUCUUUGCGGCAGCACCGAAGACCCAACAUUGUUGCCAAGUCAUCACCAGCUGCAGCUUGUCAAAGCCAUGAAACUGAUACAAAUGCUGGGCGAAGCUUUUGUUUCUAGCGUGCCCCAGCACUUUGGCAUUGUCAGUGGCAAAGACUUAGUUUGCGACAGACGGGGUCGCCACACCGUCGAGCCCAUACCCACCGCCCAGCUUCCACACCGGAUCCUAUCGCCGUCGAGUCAAAAAGCAUUGCCCGGGACCGCCUCCAGCAGCGCGGCAAACCCAAACUCUUCCCUUGCUGCCCCCGCGUCUCGGAAGCCCACCUUGUUUGACCCCACGCAGUCGAGCGGACAUGAAAGAGGUGCAGAGCGAUUCCUGGCUUUAGCUACGGCCAGUCAUACCAUCAUUUGGCCGCUUUAUACGCUCGGCAUGUCAUCUUCGACAACGCCGGACACACUUGCCUAUGUUCUCGACCGCCUGGAAGCAAUAUACCAAGAGACCGGGUUUGAACAGGCCCGCGUGGUGUCGAAUAUCGUCAAGGAGCAAGUUCACACUUUGCUGUGGGAUCAGAUCCCGACCGCAAAACUACCUUCUCUGCCGGACGCUGCACUUCCAAUGAUGGUGUGA